Volvox carteri f. nagariensis is the source of this 1379-nucleotide messenger RNA. RefSeq lists its product as uncharacterized. The transcript is spliced from 7 exons. The record is from RefSeq and is a predicted model, not a curated record. The coding region runs from base 10 to 489 and encodes 159 amino acids. Gene Ontology annotation, molecular function: DNA binding. NCBI's taxonomy places the organism in Eukaryota, Viridiplantae, Chlorophyta, Chlorophyceae, Chlamydomonadales, Volvocaceae.
CUCGUAACAAUGGCUCUGACUGCUAGAUCUAUGCGUGCUCGCGUGGGCUUGCCCACCACCCACACCCCUUGCCGCAUCGCUGUGCCAAGGCGCCAGCGCACGCAGCUUCAAGUCAAUGCCCUGUUUGGAGGCGGUGCCCAGGGAGGUGGUGGCAACCCUUUCGACAUGAAGAACCUCAUGGAAAGCGUCAAGAAGGCCCAGCAGCUUGUGCAGACUGAGACUGCUCGGGUGCAGUCCGAGUUGGCGAACACCGAGUUUGAAGGCUAUGAUGAGGAAGAGACUGUCCGUGUGACCAUGUCGGGGAACCAGGAGCCGCGCAGCGUGGAGAUCACGCAGGAGGCUCUGGUGGCUGGGGCCGAGGAAUGCUCUCGGCGUACGACAGAGGCGAUGCGAGAUGCCCACAAAAAGAGCGUGGCGGGCAUGAAGGAGAAGAUGCGGGAGCUGGCCAAGAACCUGGGCAUCCCCAAUACAGGGGCGCUCAAUAUGUGAACACCCAAACCAUCAUGCCAUCGAUUGCCAAGGCCACACACGAUAUGCCUGCUGGAUGAGUGCAGCAUGAGAAGGACGAUGAUGAUGAUGUUGAGUUUGCUGUGGUGGUGGUGGUGGUGGUGGUGUGACGAUUGUCCUACGUGCGGACACGUGUCUGACGGGGAAAAGCCGCAUCACAGUAGCCAUCACUUCCUUGGCUCUCUCCCAUGCUUCUAAUGUUAGUCUGUUGUGGUGGUGCACAUAUAUUCGUUUGGGAGUCGGAGUCGGUUGUGUCUUUCCGUUUGCAAGUUCGCAUGGGUAUAUAUGGUUUAGUGGAAGGGAAGCUGCUGGGAAACAAGUGAAUGUGCGGCGGAACGUAGGAAUGAAAGGCGUUGACUGAGAGGCGUUGCCUUGCUGCCGUGUUCGGGAUUGGUUUUCUGCUAUGGCGCUCUCACAGGAUCGAUACCUUGGGAAGUACGUGCAUGCAAGAGGUAUGUGUGCUGUUUUGUCUGUUUGUUUGUCUAUGUCUCUGGAAAGACACACGACGCCCUCCCAGUACUGCUCCUAGCGGGGACCUGUGCGCUUGGUACGAGCAGGGAGCAGCGGCGUGGAAGACUGCUGUGCCGGGCGAACCAAAGUGGCGGCGGUGUGAGAGCGGGCGUCAACGUGCACCCUGCUAAACCGCAGAGCACCAAUACGCCGUGCGGUGUCGGAAUUCGGACCCCUUCGAAGACGACGACCUUAUUUUUGCAGGGGAUGUGUUUCGUGAGUGUGUUGUUUUGGUAGUAGUACGUUUGUUUAUAACUUCCUACUGCCCCCCGGAUGUCGCUCAGGAGAGGGGUAAAAGUUUGAAAAGUGAGUUUUGAAUGUGCAAGAUGUCGUCCAGUGGGCAAUGUAAGCAGGGAACCCGG